AUGCGACAUCGUCCUUGCCCUCGACCAACCAAGCCCCUCAUGAACAGGGCGAGGAAGAAGCCCCGUCGAUUGCCACUUGUCUUGAGAUUCAUCAAAGGCUCAAUUCACAGCGACAUCUUGGUGCCAGUAAUCAUUCAUGCAUUGUUUGCAGCAUUGAUUGUAUAUGUUGACGACUUUACGCCCUACACGCCACACCUUCCUGGCAGUAUCACAGCUUCCCUAUCUAUUGUUGUCGGCUUGCUACUGGUGUUCCGCAACCAGAGCUCAUACGCUCGAUUCUGGAGUGGACAGCAAGAACUCACGACCAUCUGCACAAACAUUCGCAAUCUGACUCGGUCAUUCUUGACUUCCUCAUACUCUGCNAAAGGUCCCGAGCCUACGGCAGCCGAGCGAGCGGAGACCGAGACUGCCGUUCACACCCUAUUGGCGAUCAUCUACGCGGUUAAGAACACGCUCCAAUGGGAGUGGGAACACAGUGUUGGAGCACCGGACCUCGAAGAUAGCGGAUCUGGAUCCUUGAAGCCAGAGCUGAGAGAGCUUCUUGGGCCUAGGAUGUCUCAAACCUAUGAAUUCGAGGGCCUUGGUCUUCCUAUCCAACUCACCAUGUCCAUCGAGGCAUAUAUCAAGCGCUCCCACGAUCGAGGGUGGUUCCACAGUCCGCAGGCAUCUCAGCUCUCGGUGCAGCUCAAUUCAUUGGUGGCAGCGUUCGGAAUCAUGGAGACGAUACGCUUGACGCCUAUUCCAGUUGCCUAUCUUAUCCAUACCAGGCAGGUGUUGGCACUUUAUGGAGGCGUGCUGCCGUUUGCUUUCGUCGAGAGUCUACAGUGGUGGACUAUCGUGAUAGUUUCUCUCAUCACCUUCACUCUAUAUGGUAUAGAAGCCAUUGCAUACCAGUUGGAAGAGCCGUUCGGGUGGGACAGGGCAGACAUCAAGAUGGACGACAUUGUCGAAGAUCUGAGGAUAGAAGUCGCAGUGCUGUUGAGAGAGUGGCAAGAGAAUGCGCCAAUGUUUGGCCGACAGUAG
Molecule: messenger RNA, 1023 nt
Organism: Aureobasidium vineae
Lineage: Eukaryota; Fungi; Ascomycota; Dothideomycetes; Dothideales; Saccotheciaceae
Source: the annotation of a GenBank genome assembly